Messenger RNA from Myxocyprinus asiaticus (Chinese sucker), 5100 nucleotides. Its product is annotated as gastrula zinc finger protein XlCGF57.1-like. The record is from RefSeq and is a predicted model, not a curated record. Bases 394 to 1611 code for a protein of 405 amino acids. Gene Ontology annotation, biological process: negative regulation of transcription by RNA polymerase II. Gene Ontology annotation, molecular function: DNA-binding transcription repressor activity, RNA polymerase II-specific. The transcript has 2 exons. Lineage: Eukaryota; Metazoa; Chordata; Actinopteri; Cypriniformes; Catostomidae.
UGUUAUUCAGCUGGAAAAUAAGGGUUGUGUUUUGAGAGCUUCGGCAUUUCACGAGUAUAAAACGAUACUGACAUUCAAAAGUGCGUUUAAGUUGCAUUAAAAUGUUCUCCAACAACAUGAUAAUAUUUCUGAAACCAGUUUUACGUUAUUAAUGUGAGGUUAGAUGAUCAGCGAGUGAAAUAUUGCUUUCCGUGAGGUGCUGAUAGUUGGUCUGAUCGUAAACGGUGCAACAUUUAUGAGUGUUAUUUUUGUGCGAAUAAAGCGCAUCCACAUCUGAGGGCCAGAGAGAUCGAGUUUGCCUUUUAUUUUAUUCCCAUCGAUUGUGGUCAUCAUCUUAAACCUGACCAAAUCAAACAAACAGGAAACUGAUCUUCUUGACGAACUGUUGUAAAGAUGGAGGUUAUUAAAGAGGAGAGUGAAGAAAUGAGUUUUUCUGAGCCAAGCAGAUUGAAAAAUGAAGAUAAUCAGGAACAGAGAGACCAGAUGGAAGUGAAAGAGAAAAAUCUGGAACCUGGUGAUGUCAAAUCUGGAGAAAAAUCUUCUAGCUGCCCAGAGACUGAAAAGAAUUUCCCACAAAAAAGAACCGAAGCCAAAAAUUUCACCUGCCCUCAGUGUGCAAAGAGUUUCACACGUAUAGGACACCUUAUGGAUCACAUGAAAAUUCACACCGGAGAGAAGCCGUACACAUGCCCUCAGUGUGAAAAGAGUUUCACAUGUAAAGGAAGCCUUAAAGACCACUUCAGAAUUCACACUGGUGAGAAGCCUUUUACCUGCCCUCAUUGUGGGAAGAGUUUCAUAAAUUCAGGAGGCCUUAAAAGGCACAUUAGAACUCACACGGGUGAAAGGCCUUUCACCUGCUCUCAGUGCGGAAAGAGUUUCCCAAAUUCAGCAGAACUUACAAGGCACAUUAAAACUCACUCUGUAGAGAGGCCUUUUACCUGUCCUCAGUGUGGAAAGAGUUACAAACAAAAAGGAGUUCUUAAGGAACAUGCAAAAAUUCACACUGGAGAGAGACCUUUUUCAUGCAUGUUGUGUGGAAAGAGUUUCGCACAACAGAGCACCCUAAAAUGUCAUAUGAAAACUCAUUCUGGAGAGAAACUACAUCAAUGUUCUGAGUGUGGCAGGAGAUUUUCAGAGGCGAGCAAUCUAAAAACUCAUUUGCUCUCUCACUCUGGAGAAAGACCGUUUAAAUGCGAUCAGUGUGAUAAAACGUUCUUCUUGGCCGUUCACUUAAAGACACACAUGAGGAUUCAUGAAGGUGAGAAGCCUUACACAUGUUCUUUUUGUGGAAAGAGUUUUUUAUGGCUGCAUGGUUUUAAAGACCAUUUGAAAACACACAUCGGUGUGAAAGCUCAUGUGUGCACUGAGUGUGGAAGCACCUUUACCAGAGCUGGCGAACUGAAAGUGCACCAAAGGACCCAUACUGGUGAGAAACCUUACAAGUGUUCACACUGUGAAAAGAGUUUCACUCAGUCAUCAGGCCUGAAAGCACAUGAAAGAGUGCAUACUGGAGAGAAGCCGUACCUCUGCCCAUCAUGUGGGAAGACUUUCAGCCGAUAUGGUAAUCUAGGAAAACAUUUAAAAAAGGCUUGCCCAAAGUUGUCAGAAUGAGUUCAACUUAAAGUACAUCGCUUGGACGGAAUUCCUUCCAAAAAGAAAUUUGGAAAUGUAAACAAAGAUGUUAUUCUGUUUCGUAUCAACCACAUUUCACACUUUUUCUAAAGAAAAAUAUGCAAAUGAUUGUCAAAGCCAAAAUAUUAAUUGACUUCAAUUUAUAUUUACUGAGUUAUACUUAUACUGAGUUUAUAUUUACAUUAUUUUGUUGAAGGGGGUCAAAAUUACAAUUUUGCUUAUGAUUUGGAGCAAAACUACAGGUAAAUUUUUUUUUGCAGUAUCAUUAUUCCAUUUUUACUCAGAGAUGGGUUGGUUUAUUACUAAAAUCAGUUGACUUCAGCACCCCUUACUGGAUUUUAUGCUAAUGAUGUGAGUUCAAAAAUGGUGUUGUUUUUCCAAAAUUGGAAAGCUCAACUCCAGAAGUAUUACAAAAAUAUCCCUUUUGAUUUUGUUUAGGGACAAACAUUCUUUUUGGUAUUUUCAUAUUUAUUAAGGCCAUAUAUAUUUAAAUCACAAAGAUAUGGGGCUCUCAUUGUGGCUCAAUGUGUAAAUUGUUAAAUGUCCCACAUUUGCAGUGGUUGAAAGAACAGAUGUGGGUCACUUGGUAUGAAGCUAGUUAUCUUGUCCGACAAAACAAAGAUCUGAAGUGCAUAUUAUGUUCAAUUUAGAGAUGUACCUUUAAUGAUUUACAUAAAAACAAUAAUGUCAAUUUCUUGACUUUUGAGAGUCUGAAAAUAUACAAUUAUUAAAAGAGUAUUCCAUGUUCAAUGCAAGUUAAGCUCAAUCAACAGCAUUUGUGGCAUUUGUAAUUACCACAAAAAAUUAUUUCAACUUCAUCCCUUGUUUAUUAGAAAAUUGUGGUUACAUUUAGGCACUUACAGUACAAUGGAAGUGAAUGGGGUCAGUCCAUAAACACUAAAAUACACAUGGUUUCAAAAGUCUAGCCACAAGAAGUAAACAUUAUACAUGUUAAUAUGAUUUUAGUGUGACAAAAUGGCUAAUUAACCUUUUCUGUGUAAAGUUAUAUCCAUUACCAGGAUUACAGGGUUUUGUUGUCUUGACAACAAAGAAAUAUUGAAUAUAACUUUAGACAGGUUGUUAUCGCAAAAUAAACCUCAACAGGGUGAUCAGGAUUCUGACACGAUAACCGUACAUAAUCCCACUUAUUACACAGCUACAAACCAAAUAAAUACAUGGACAUAAAAUAUAUAUUUGCACUGAAAUUAUGUAUUUAUGUGACUAAAAAGAAAUCACUGAACUGCUGAAAUCCACCUCUGGUUUGCGUUAGAGUUCUGUUGGUGUUUAUUUUGUGCAAAUGACUCCUUUUUAUCCAGCUUAUUAAAAGACAAUAUUGGCAAAUAAAUAAAUGCUCAUGAAACAUUAAUUUUAUUUUUCUUGUAGAGAACACACAGUGAUCUGAGGAGCAGGAGAGAUGGCUCACAAAACCCAUCUCGUGGGAUGUGCGGUUGUCGCAGAGCAAUAUCUGACCCCUAGAUGGCGUUAUUGACCAAUCAGAAUCGAGUAUUUCAGAGAGCUGUGUAAAAAGCGAUUUUAUCACACUCAAAUCAUGUUAAUGUGUAAUGUUUAUGUUUUGUGGCUGUAGUUUUGAAACCGUAUUUAUUUUAGCAUUUAUGGAUUAGCCCCAUUCACUUUCAAUGUAAGUGCCUCACUGUAACCGCAGUUUUUUCUUUUUUUUAAGAAAGGAUUGAAAAGUCAAAAUAAUUUUUUGUGGAAAUCCACAUUAUUCUGUAAAUGCUGUAACAUUGUUUAACCUGUUUUGAACUUGGAAUAUCCCUUUAAUACACUAUUACCAAGUAAGUGCAAUACCUAUAUGUAGUUUUUGGAUUUCAGAAAUCUACAUCUGCAAAGUACUGGAAUGCAUAUUUAUUUUUUGAAUGGCCUCUUCAUCAAAGUGAUACUGUCUGCCAGUGAUGGUUCAAAGCACAGAAAGACGUCACACUCAUCAGCACAUCUUGGCCACUUGAAUGAUCUGGAAGUGCCCACUUGGGUUAUGCAAGGACAAAAGUACAUCCUGCUGCUCAUCAUCACACUCCAGAAUGCUGCCAAUAUAUCACUUCUGAUCAUUUACUGCAACAGUGUAAUGUCCAGGCAUAUACUGCCUAAUGUUGGGCAGAUCCUCAUGAGCCUGGACUAAAGUGCAAACUAUUGAACGUGAUAAGAACAUGGCAAAAAUAUACAUUAUAUACUGUACAUUAACACAUGCUAUUACUAGAAAAUUAAAAGCUCUCAGUUUUUUCAUACCACAUAUGGCAUUUUAGAUUUGAGUUUAAAACUCCAUGAUUUUAGCUUUCUGACAUACGACUCAUUGCAUUUGUUAAAAAAAAGUGAAAUUUAAUGUCAUGCUAAUGUGUCACACCAUUACUAAUUUUAAUUAUAUUCUAUAUAGGCAAGUAACACUGAAAUGGUAACUGUACAUAAAUAUUUCAAAAUGAACAGACAAUUCAAUUUUUCAGUACUUUGUAUUUUAGACGCAUAAAUCAACAUGGCAACAAAAAAGAUGUGCACCAAUGAAAUGCACAAGAAACUGAUUUUUUGUCUAUAUUUUUAUGUACCGUACAAUUUACCAAAACUCUUAACAGAGUGAAGAGUACAAAUAAGAGUGGAGAAAAAUACUAAAUAAAUCUGUCGUUUUCUCUUACUGGGUAUGUAAAUAGUAUGGACAUCGGUAAUGUUACUGUCUCUUGCGUCUUUGAGCACAUGAUCCAAUUUUGAAGACACUGCAGAGUUUGUUUGGUUAAGUUUGAUCUUUUGUGGGAUGUAAAGCCUCACUGUUUUUAUACCAUGCUUUACUGUAGCAUCUGUAUUCAGCAAGUAUUCUUUUAUUUUAUGACAGUAAUUAUUAUUAUAAUUAUUAUUAUUUUUUCAUUCUGCAUGCAUAAGCAAUGAGAUAAUUGAUUUAUCGUGAUUGCAAGACUACGGUCAGUAUAUUGAACUUGUGAAGAUCUGCUGCUGUAUGCCUACGAGAGAUACGGGCAAGCUGACGUGUUUCUGUGUAUAGCCCAAAAACGCUCACUGUCAUCUGAACCAGUGUCAAAAGCGAAACCGACUGAACGGCAGCCAGAGAAAAUAAUAGUUAAAAGAUUUAAAACAUCAGCAAAUUAAACUUCAGCAUUCAAUAUAUUUUAUAUCUGUAUGUAUAGUGUCUAAUAAUGCAUUGGCAAUGGACACUUAAGUUUCUCUUGCCAAUAAAGUUUGAUAUGAAUUGAAUUUGCCCAUUCUAUCUUAUUAUUAACCCUUGUGCGUCAAUAAAAAAAGUUACUCAGAGGUCCUUAGAGGACAAAAAUGACUACGUCAAAAAACUGCCAUAAUAAUAGCCUAUUAUAUAUUAAUAUUAUUUUCCAUUUUCAAUGAGUUAAUUGUUUUAACCAACAUCAGUCCUGAUCAUAACUACCAAAUGUUCAUUAAUUUUCAGGAUUUUAACCCUUUAAAUGUUUGUUUAUAUAAUGCCACUGUUGUUUUUUAUUA